Molecule: messenger RNA, 546 nt
Organism: Lactuca saligna
Lineage: Eukaryota; Viridiplantae; Streptophyta; Magnoliopsida; Asterales; Asteraceae
Source: the annotation of a GenBank genome assembly
AUGUCUCCCCUUCAACCCCACCUGAUCCCCACUCAAACAUAUGCUCGUCGCGCAUACGGAAGGGGUUCAAGAUUAAGCUCUCAACUUAGUUUCACUGGAACAAGUUCUUUUUCUCAAAUAUCCGAAGAGAACAACAUUGCAAAUUCCCUAAUGUUUUCAAACUCAUCGCAUAACAAAAGAGCUAAGCUUGACAUCAAUGGUCUUAAUGUCAUGGAUUCUGAGCUUAAUUUUGGGCUAUCAGAAUCUGCUCUAGAGGCAGCCACGAUGGAGAAGAUGAUGGACCUUCCUCAUGAUUCUGUCCCAUGUAAAAUCCGUGCCAAGCGUGGUUGCGCUACUCAUCCCCGGAGCAUUGCUGAAAGGGAAAGAAGAACAAGAAUAAGCGGGAAGCUGAAGAAGUUGCAAGAUCUUGUUCCAAAUAUGGAUAAGCAAACAAGCUAUUCAGACAUGUUGGACCUGGCUGUACAACAUAUAAAAGGCCUUCAAACUCACGUUCAGAGCCUUAACAAUGAACUCCAAAAUUGCAAGUGUGGAUGCAAACCCAAAUGA